UUAGUCUCAAAAAUGGCCUUGCAGUGGUACCGCAGCACCUCUGCGCUCUACACCAUUUUUCCCUAUUGCAACUUAUACAUGUACAACUCGUCGUUCAACGAGUCAUAUACCGUCACAAUACCCGCAACCAGCAGCGAGCCGCAGACCCUCACAACACCCGCAACCAGCGCCAGCGCCAACUUAAAAACCGCCCCCACGGCCAACCCAGUCUACACCGGCGGCAUGUACGACGUGUUUCUGGCUCUAGGCGACUCCAUCACACAACUCGGCGGCAACUCCACAAACAACGGAUGGGUAUCCCUCCUCUCACACCACUAUAGACGCCGUAUGGACGUUCUUAACCGCGGUAUCAGCGGAUAUAAUACAGAGCAGGCACGUAAAAUAGUCGAAUCUAAAGGUAUCGAAAUGGCCGGCCGCGAUGACACUUUUGCCGGAGCUACGCCGACCGUUCGCCUAAUGACUAUUUUUUACGGCGCCAAUGACUCGGCAAUGAAACCGAGCUGGAGGCACGUACCCCUGGACGUGUUCUCUGCAAACCUCCGCUAUAUGGUUUCCUUGGUCAGCGAUCCCGAGUCCGACUACUAUUCGCCAGAGACUCGGAUUGUCCUUGUUACUCCACCGGCGCUGGGCGAGCGCAUGUACGAGGUUUCCUGGAAGGGAACUAGUGAACAGGGGGUACGCAAAAACAAUAACACAAAACUCUAUGCUGAUGCUGUUAAGGAGAUCGCCAGGGAUUUUAAACUGCCGUGUGUGGAUAUGUGGACUGCUGUGGAAGAUAAGGUGCGCAAGUUUAUUGGUGUUGAUCCGUUCGAUGGGUACGAUGAGUAUUUUGUCGAUGGAAUGCACUUUAGUGCUAAGGGAAACCAGCUCUUCUUCGACCUCCUUACCCAAACGAUUAGUUCAACUUGGCCCGAGUUGAGACCGUAAAGGUAAAAAACAAUUGGUUUUAACCAUUCACUUAACAUCCAUCAAUUGUUGAGUACUAUGGAGGCGGCGGUAGUGGUAGCGUAGACAACAGUGGCGGUAGCGAUAGCAUAGACGACAGUGGCAGUAGCG
This is a messenger RNA of Kickxella alabastrina, 1056 nucleotides long. Its product is annotated as SGNH hydrolase-type esterase domain-containing protein. Bases 13 to 927 code for a protein of 304 amino acids. NCBI's taxonomy places the organism in Eukaryota, Fungi, Kickxellomycota, Kickxellomycetes, Kickxellales, Kickxellaceae. The record is from RefSeq and is a predicted model, not a curated record. The transcript is spliced from 3 exons.